Messenger RNA from Rhododendron vialii, 980 nucleotides. RefSeq lists its product as uncharacterized. NCBI's taxonomy places the organism in Eukaryota, Viridiplantae, Streptophyta, Magnoliopsida, Ericales, Ericaceae. The record is from RefSeq and is a predicted model, not a curated record. The coding region runs from base 274 to 750 and encodes 158 amino acids. The transcript has a single exon.
CAAAAAAAUACUCCCAAGCCAAGGAGAAGGGCGAUAUUCCCGUAAAGAAGGCCGUCCGUAUUCCUUCCCAUUUAUUUCCACGCCCAGUCUCUCUCUCUCUCUCUCUCUCACUUUGACAUCCCUACUUCGAAAGCCUCAAAAAUGAAACAAAGAAUCUAAUGGCCGAUCCGAAAUUCAGAUCUCUCCCUCCCUCUCUAACAAGAAAUCCCCAACAGUUCUGAGACUUGCACUGAUUCAUAGAAAGAGAGCCUGGUAAAAAUUGGAUCGAGGAGAAUGGCGACGCUGCAGAAAUUCAAGUUCUUAGCGACUCAGUGCGCCGUAGCAGGAAGCCCAUCUCGAAGCCCGACCACGAGCCCAGUAAUCCACCUCCGCCGCCGCAAAACCCUAAGGAUGUUCCUCAGCCGCGCCGGCAGCGGCAGCCGGCGCCGCGACGAGUCCCUGGAUCACCGGAAAGAUAAUUCCGUUGCCGCCGCCGCCGCGGCGGAUGGUUCUCCCGAGAAGAUCAAGCAGCAGCUGGUGGUGAGAAGCAAGCUGAAGGACUUCUUCGUCUCCUCGCCGCCGCCGCCGCUCGAGGAGAGGGGUACGGAGAACAUACGAGAGCGGUUUUUGAGGCGAGACGAUGUGCUGUCUGGCGGCGGCGUCGGUGGUUUGGGAGGGCGGCGAGGCGGAAUUCGGCCGUUAUCGGCUGCGUUCCGGCAGCGGUUGCUGAGAAGGGCUUGGCGUCCGGUACUCGUUGCUAUACCCGAGUAGUGGUAAUUCAAAGUGUACGGAUAUUGCCAAUAUCUCGUUAUAAUUGUUAGUAUAUAUCCUUCGAUUUUGGAUUUUGUUCCAAUUUUAAUCUCAUAAAUUGAGUCUCGCCCUGGAAAAUAGCCCCUUAAAUCCUCUGAGCCGAAAAUUCUGUUUGCCCCAUGUACCGGUGUGUUUUUGGUCAUUGAAUUAUUUGGAAAUUUUAAGAGUAUAAGAAUUUUAACUUGAUCCAA